AUGUCCACCAUCAGCAUCACUGUUUUCCUUAUUGUAGCCUACGCUACUACUGGGUACUGUAUAAAGUGUACACAAUGUUUAGGCCGGAAUCAAGAAACCUGUGAUGAUGUCACAACAGUGGAUUGUGGAGAUGAUUACUGUAUAACGGUGUCCGAACGUAACAUAAUUGAAAAUGUGCCCUAUCCUACAUUUUCCAAGGGAUGUCAAAAAGAUAUUGGACUUUGCGAUCAGCUUUUUUCGGCCAGAACUGGAGAUCAGUUAACAGCUUCUGCGCAAUCAGUUUGUUGUAAAGAGGACAACUGUAAUGAAAUGACUACCUUUCAUAUGGAUUCUUAUGGUGAACCAAAUGGCCUUUACUGCGAAUCUUGCUUCAGAAACAAUACCAAAGAAGAAUGUCAUUCAAGAGACAGAGUUCAGUGUCUGGGUAAUCAAACAAAAUGCCUCUACUAUUCGGGAACUUUGCAAAGAUCUGAUCUUACUGUUGUUGAUUACAUUGUUAAGGGCUGCGUUUACGAACCAGCCUGUAAAUACCAGCUGAAAGUUUUACCAGGAACCACUGAAUUAGAACAAAGAGUCUACAGAUGCGAUGAUCCCACUGAUUAUGAUAAUGGUUGUGAAGUUUAA
Pelobates fuscus (common spadefoot toad) is the source of this 624-nucleotide messenger RNA. RefSeq names its product phospholipase A2 inhibitor NAI-like. Bases 1 to 624 code for a protein of 207 amino acids. NCBI's taxonomy places the organism in Eukaryota, Metazoa, Chordata, Amphibia, Anura, Pelobatidae. The record is from RefSeq and is a predicted model, not a curated record. The transcript is spliced from 5 exons.